Molecule: messenger RNA, 1449 nt
Organism: Protopterus annectens (West African lungfish)
Lineage: Eukaryota; Metazoa; Chordata; Ceratodontiformes; Protopteridae
Gene: SNAI3
Product: snail family transcriptional repressor 3
Exons: 3
Coding region: 183-1073 (296 amino acids)
Biological process (GO): regulation of DNA-templated transcription
Molecular function (GO): RNA polymerase II cis-regulatory region sequence-specific DNA binding; DNA-binding transcription factor activity, RNA polymerase II-specific
Source: RefSeq, a predicted model, not a curated record
ACUCUAAAGAGUUUUUUCUUUUUCACCAGUGCAAGUGAGGAAUGUAAGCUAAAGUCAACAGCUUCUUCUCUGGACUUUUAUCAUCCAGUCUGUGUAUUUGGAAGCACGACAUUCUGCUUGCUUGUGUAAAAAAAAAAAAUCACAGCAGGAAGAAAGGAAUUUUAUUCAGUGGGAGUGUAAAAAUGCCUCGGUCCUUUUUAGUGAAGAAACAUUCAAGUCAUGCAAAGAAGCCAAAUUAUGGUGAACUGGAAACCCAAAAAGAAGUGACAACUGCACCAUAUUGCUGUGAAGGAAUUAUUUUACCCAUGAUUCUGCAGCCCAAGGAUGGUCCAUCUCUGUCACAUGACCACUUCUGGGAAAGGAAUGCCAUUAUUGCUAGGGUUUCCAUGCCCUUUACUUCAGAUGGACAGCUCAAGGCAACAACAAGUGCAAACUGCCCUGAUCUAGCCUUCAGGCUGAUGGACACUUUUUCUACCAGCGCCCAGUCUACACCUCUCAGAGACACAUUAAAUGACCUCAACGUGUCUUCCUGCAUCUGCUCCAAGAAAAGGCCAUUAAAUGACUGUAGUACUUUUGUUGUUGAGAAUGAUACACAGAACAAAGUAAGUGGCACAGAAGGCCACAAUAUUACAGAACAUCUGGAAAAGUUUGAAUGCUCCGACUGCCACAAGAUGUAUCACUCAUUCUCUGGACUGGCCAUUCACACACAACUACAGUGCAGUCUGCAGACCAAGAAGUAUUUUAGCUGUAAGUACUGUGAUAAGGAAUAUGCAAGUCUGGGAGCACUGAAAAUGCACAUAAGAACUCACACAUUGCCCUGUGUCUGCAAAAUCUGUGGAAAAGCAUUUUCAAGGCCUUGGCUAUUACAGGGACAUAUAAGAACGCAUACAGGUGAGAAGCCCUUUGCAUGCUCUCAGUGCAGCAGGGCUUUUGCGGACCGCUCUAACCUUCGAGCCCACUUACAAACACACUCAGAUGUCAAGAGGUACCAGUGCAAGGCCUGUUCAAAGACAUUCUCCAGGAUGUCCCUGCUUGCCAAGCAUGAGGAGUCUGCUUGUUGCUCCAUGACCUGAAGAAGAUCACUCAGAUGUUUAAUUUCAAAGGGAUAAAUGAUGUAAAAGCAGCUACUGGCAGUAUGUCCAUCUAAACUGACCUUCUGCCAGAGGACUGUCUUGUUGCAGGAAGGCUCCUAGAAGAUAAAUUAUUCUUUCACCUAAUCCAUGAGUGGAUCAAAAAGGUCUGAAUGACAAUGGGCUGCAGUAUAUAUCAUAUUUAAGUUAAUAUCCCUGCAAUCUUCUGUUUUAUUAAGCUGUAAUUUUCUCUUCAAAAAAGGACAUUUUGAAGCAUUUCAAGAAUUAUGUUGGCAGAUCACUGCAGUGUUAUUCUGUAUUAAUAAUCACAGAAAAAUUAAUUUACUUCAAAAUAAAGAUAUCAGAGUUUAGCCCUAAA